Molecule: messenger RNA, 551 nt
Organism: Apis mellifera (honey bee)
Lineage: Eukaryota; Metazoa; Arthropoda; Insecta; Hymenoptera; Apidae
Product: venom allergen 3
Exons: 3
Coding region: 120-533 (137 amino acids)
Source: RefSeq, a predicted model, not a curated record
GGAAAACAUCGCUCCGGGGUGAAGGUAGCGGCGAGAUUACCCGGACAGUAGUGAAACGCAAAAGAUAAAAUGUCGUGGUGAAUUUUUGGCUGUUGAAACAUACGACGAAAACCGCCGGAAUGACAGGUCAUAUCUGGUUCUGCUUCUUAUUGUUCUUAACGGGCUACUGUGAUUGCUCACUAACGGGGACAAUAUCAUCGUUCCCGAUAAACCUCGAGAACAAUCCUUACUGUCGUAUUUGCCCCAAUCACACCAUGUGCCGAUUUCCGCUCGAUACUGAUGGCAUUAGAUGUAUAAACCUCCAGCAUGCUGAUCUGGACGACAAAGAUAUUGAAACUAUACUCCAUUGGCACAAUACUUAUCGCAAUACUGUGGCAAGUGGAAAAGAAAUACGAGGAAAUCCAGGUCCACAACGUCCAGCAAAAUUUAUGAUGGAAGUGAUGUGGGAUGACGAACUUGCUCUUAUCGCGAGACGAUGGGUAGUACAGUGCAACCUUCUCGAGAAAGAUCAGUGCAGAGAUGUUGGCAAGUAACUCCCACGGAUACAUAUC